Molecule: messenger RNA, 903 nt
Organism: Nicotiana tabacum (common tobacco)
Lineage: Eukaryota; Viridiplantae; Streptophyta; Magnoliopsida; Solanales; Solanaceae
Source: RefSeq, a predicted model, not a curated record
CCUGGGAUUGUUACACCUAAAAAAUAAGGACAAAACAUCAGCAGAAGGCUAACAAGAAAGAAGAAAAACAAGUUAUACUUUGGCUAGUAUGUUGAAGCAUAGAAUAACAUGCAAUUCACAAUAUUUACCAUAUCUUUUACCUUACUUUCACAGCCAUAAUAACAACUCAAUUAAAACUGCUGUCACCUUUCACUCUUCCUCCUCCACCACUACUCGGAAAUCAAACGUCGGACGGCCUCUGGCAUCCGUAUUUUGCCGUGCAAGGAGGAGAGUUAUAUACGAUAAUGAUGACGAAGAAGAUGAUGAAGAAUAUGGACAUAAUGAAGAAAUAGCAAUGUUAGAGUUUUAUAGUCAAUCAGUGAGAAAUGAAGCUCUUCUUGUGAAAGCUAUUGUGAAUGAGGAAGAAGUGGAAGUUUUAAUAUUCAAAGGGUUUUCUUCUUGUUUGAGUUAUGGGACUUGUCCAGAUCCAUCAAAGAGUGUGAUUCCAGCUAGGGCAGUGAUUAAAUGUGUAGAUAGAAUAAAAGGACCUUUUGACCCUUCUAACAUUGAAUAUUUGGAGAAAGGAUUAACUAUGGAGGACAUCAAGGCUAGGGUUUUCCCAAUGACAAAUUAGAUAUAUCUGGCGCAGAGGCGGAUUCAGAAUUUGAACUCUGCAUGUUCUAUAUUUACGGUUCUUAGUUAUAAAGUUGUGGGGCUUACAUCUGCUAUUUAUUACAAUUUUUGUAGUUUUUUCCACAUAAAUUUAUGGUUCGCUUCGAAAAUAUUAAAUUCAGAUGAAUUCGGAAUUCCAUUACAUUAGAUUCGCCCCUGCCUAGGGCAAGUUCAAAUUCAAUUUGCAGCUUUUGUAUCAUAUGCAUGCCCAAAUAUGACACUUACAUUUUUUUGUUUCAAAGUAAUUACCUU